CAGGUUCAGCCGCGUGUUUCCCUAUACAGCUGAGGAUGCAUGUGCCACGUGGAUGGCUGUUGCUACUUGUGCUGCUGUUGUCAGUAUGCUUCAGCCUCAGUGGAGCACGCUCGUACCGACUUUCACCCGAGGAACCUGAAGAGGAACCAGACGACAUUGACCUGGAGAGCGAGGGCGACGAACCAUCAGAGGAAACUGAAGACCCGAGGAUGGAUGAAGAAGAAACGGAAGAAGACGGAAUCGAAGAAGAUGGAGUGGAAGAUGAUGGAUCGGACGAAGAGAAUAUGGAGGAGAGAAUGGGAGAAAAAACUCACGGAAGAGCUCAGGGGCGGCUGACCGUUCAACGUGGUGAGACGAUCUUGCGUGCCGAGCGUCACGCGAUCCGCCAGUUCGAGAUUCACAUCCAGCUGGGCCGGCAGUUCGAGCAAAACCUGACCAGCAUGCGCGAGCUGGUCGCCACCGAGAUGGAGAAGAGCCGCACCCGACGCGAGAUGGUCGACUGCCAGAAGAAGAUGGCCAAGAUUGACAAAAUUCUCACUCAAGUGAAAACCAGAACGGACGAGUCGGAAAUGCGGUUCCGGAAGCUCCUGAAGCGAAUCCUGUCCGGCGAUAUCCGUUCCGAGCGAAGGUGUCACACCCUGCUUCAGGGACUGCUGUCCGGAUAUCGCACGUCACUGCAAAGCGUCGUCCGCAAUUCGGCCGGCUUUCUACGGAGCAUCGCUCGCGGGGUUUCUGGUGCGCUGGCCCACCUGGGCCGGGGUAUCCUCGACGUCUUCAAGCUCAAGUUCGAGCCGUUCAAGCUCGCCAUCGACGCCAUCACAAAUCGAAGGCGAUUUCGUAGGCCCUUCGGCAGCAUGGUAUUUGGUCGCUGAAAAAGAAACUAAAAGUCGAAAGCGACAAUAGAAAAAACACAAUGCACUCCUUCGCAUUGCAUGGGCGCGUGUGGACGUGUAUGAAUAAAAAUACAUAUUUGCAAGUGCGGGUUUAUAUCUUUGCGCACUAGGCGGACAUAUCCCCGGUAUGCAGCCAUGUCCAGAAACGAACCUGUAACAUGGGAUGGUGGUGCACUGUUUCUCUGGACAUUACCUCAAAACGAUAUACACCUGCAGAAACACAGCACUUGAAAUGGGCCGAGCAUCCAUCAACAAAGGUCCUAGAAAAUGAUGGAGCAAGAGUUUGUAAUCAACUCGCCCAGCCACACAUUUUAAGAGUUUGCAAAGCUGUUAGGAGGACACAUAGUUAUCAACGCUAGCUCUAAA
Dermacentor silvarum is the source of this 1259-nucleotide messenger RNA. RefSeq lists its product as uncharacterized. The coding region runs from base 36 to 872 and encodes 278 amino acids. The record is from RefSeq and is a predicted model, not a curated record. The transcript has 4 exons. Lineage: Eukaryota; Metazoa; Arthropoda; Arachnida; Ixodida; Ixodidae.